AUGUGCAUGACUCAAGAUGCGCAUGACUCGAGUGAGGGCAACAUGUCUUGCAGGCAGGAAGGCCCAGGUUGGAAGCUGCGCGCGGUGAAAGGAAAUCGAUCCGAACAUCCAAAGGCAGAAGAGAAGAACCAGUGCGCCAGUGCACUGCGCACCGCAUGGCAUUCAACAGCAUUUCAGCGUCCCGGAUGGCCACAGGUGAGCCUUGGUCGACUCUGUGCAACCGGAAGCAGCCGCCGGGCAUGCCGGCGGUCUCGGCGAAAGCUGCCAAGACCCGGCCCGUGUGCCACAGAUCGAAUCGCCCGCGCCGGAGGUUUGAGCGAUUUCGCUGCGGAAUUUGUGGCCACAGAGCCAGCGAUAUGGAACGGGCCUUGUGCAGCUAUUGGCCGUGGCUUCUUUACGUGCACCAUGUGCGAACAUAUAACUUAG
Molecule: messenger RNA, 426 nt
Organism: Durusdinium trenchii
Lineage: Eukaryota; Dinophyceae; Suessiales; Symbiodiniaceae
Source: the annotation of a GenBank genome assembly